Molecule: messenger RNA, 1326 nt
Organism: Trypanosoma theileri
Lineage: Eukaryota; Euglenozoa; Kinetoplastea; Trypanosomatida; Trypanosomatidae
Exons: 1
Coding region: 1-1326 (441 amino acids)
Source: RefSeq, a predicted model, not a curated record
AUGAAUAUAUUAGGUGAUGUUUUUCGGCAAACGUUUCCAAGGCGUCUGCGUUUUGACAAGGCCUCUCAGAUUCUGCAUGCUGAGAUGUUUAUGCUGGCAAGGCGCCACAAACACCGGAAGUAUAUUCCAAAACAAGAGAUAUACGAUGUGCUGAGUCGCUAUGAACCAUUACCUUACUCACCGUGGCUGCAAUAUCCUGUAUUACGUCACAUUUUUUUUAUUCGACAGAUUAACGGUAUUCGUUGUCUUUUUGGAAAACCAUCUUGGUUAAUUAACCGUGCUGUAGAUGAGGAAUUUUGCUUAAUUAAGAAAUGGAUGGAAACACAGGAAAAAGAGUUAUCAAAAAAUGUCAAAGGUGGACGUCUUGGGGAUUUUGUUCGGCGAGAACGUUUCGUCACAGAGGUGUUGGAACCUUUUCACGUAGCAACAAUGUAUCAACGAGUGGCGCGUUUUGGUAUUUUUCUCGUUAUUGCAUUAUUGUUGCUUCUUUUUAUAUCUGUCAAUGUGGACGCGGUUGUUUACUAUUACUUAGUGUAUUGGUGUGGGAUGCGGCGGGGAGAGGUGCUGGAGUGGUUUCGCGGCAUUACGGAGCGUCACAUGGUGGCGGAAGUGCCUCCAGCGUAUAAAAGUCUUUUGCCGCCGCCGUGUGUCUUGCGCACCGCAGACUCGGGAAGAGAGAGAUACGAUCUCAAGAUCACGGAGUUUGUCUCUCCAAAUGAGAAAAUUAUUAUCUUGGCGAUGCCGUUUCCACAAAUUGGAGAAAAGACUUUUUUUACUUCACUAGGAGAGAAGGUUGCGCAGUGCGAUGCUGUUAUGAUGGAAGGUGUGCCGUUUGACUAUAUCGACAAGAUUGCUCCGGCAGCUUUAUUUCCGCUGCGGGAUGACACUUUCCCUGCGUUAGGUGUACACCACCGUUUUCUUGAUAUCUUGCGCAGUAAACAAGAACCACCUUUUUUGUAUCCAGCGGGAUCACAGCUGGGGUGGAAAGCAUACUACAUGCAAUUUUUUAUUCCAUUUGAAGCACGUUGUGUCUACUGGCCAACAUUAUUUUCUGCCUCCAAGGGCGAGGCAAGAGUUGGUUGGGGACGACUGCGAGAACUUAUCGAACAGGUCGCAGCAAGACAGUUGAAUGAUGAUGAUAAGAAUGGUAGUUUAGAAACGGGGCCUUACGUCAUUUGCCUUCCAUGGACGGUGAAUCAAAUUGUAAAUAUGGAGGCCAGCCUAGUUAAGUAUGGAUUCCGUUUGGGUCGUGUCUUUGCUGUGAAGUGGAUGGAUUGUGAUCACAUGGGAGAACACUUUUGCCAAUACUACGGUAUCACAGAUUAA